AAACCUCCCGCGAAGCCUUUUACCAGAAAAUCGGAUUCCGAUAAGUAAGAGAGAGAGAGAGAGAGAGAGAGAGAGGAGAGAGAGACCACCACAACUACUACAAUGGUGACUCUACAGUUGCUCACUGAUUGCUCCAUCCAAACUCUGAGAGCUUGUUCUAGUAGUCGUCCUCAGCGUUACAAAAGCAGCUCCGCCGUCCAAGCUCUGAGUACUAGAGCCUGUCUCCACCACAACCCCCAGUCAAAGCCGACUACUACUUCGUUGCCUUCUUAUCUCAGCCGCAGGCAUCUGAUAGCCGACACGGCCGCCGUUUCGAUUGCGGUUUCUUCCCCUCUCAUCGGCAUUUCGAAACCGGCGAAAUCAGAAGAGGGUGGUCUGUCCGAAUGGGAAAGAGUUUUCCUGCCCAUUGAUCCCGGUGUCGUCCUCCUCGACAUCGCUUUCGUUCCCGACGACCCCAAUCACGGUUUUGUACUGGGCACUAGGCAGACUCUUCUAGAGACAAAAGAUGGGGGGAAAACUUGGGCUCCACGUUCGAUACCUUCUGCUGAAGAUGAAGAUUUCAAUUACAGGUUCAACUCCAUCAGCUUCAAUGGGAAAGAGGGAUGGAUUGUUGGAAAACCGGCUAUUUUGUUGUACACUUCUGAUGCAGGGGAUAGCUGGGGGAGGAUACCAUUAAGUAAUCAACUUCCUGGUGAUAUGGUUUACAUAAAAGCAACUGGAGAAAAGAGUGCAGAGAUGGUAACUGACGAGGGUGCAAUUUAUGUGACAUCAAACAAGGGCUACAACUGGAGGGCUGCUGUGCAGGAGACUGUUUCAGCUACUCUUAAUAGAACAGUUUCUAGUGGUAUUAGUGGUGCAAGCUACUACACAGGAACUUUUAAUACCGUGAAUCGCUCUCCUGAUGGAAGUUAUGUUGCUGUUUCAAGCCGUGGCAACUUCUACCUGACAUGGCAGCCAGGACAGCCAUACUGGCAGCCACAUAACAGGUCAGUUGCAAGAAGAAUUCAAAACAUGGGAUGGAGAGCUGAUGGUGGCCUUUGGCUCCUUGUUCGUGGUGGGGGACUUUAUCUUAGCAAAGGCACAGGGAUAACAGAAGAUUUUCAAGAAAUUCCUGUACAAAGUCGUGGUUUUGGCAUUCUUGAUGUUGGCUAUCGUUCUCAGGAUGAGGCUUGGGCAGCUGGGGGCAGUGGGAUUCUGUUAAGAACCAACAAUGGGGGCAAGACAUGGAUCCGUGACAAGGCAGCUGAUAAUAUUGCAGCAAAUCUCUAUUCUGUAAAGUUUAUCAAUGACCAAACGGGGUUUGUGCUGGGAAAUGACGGCGUCUUGCUUCGGUAUCUCGGAUAAAGCGUCUCAACGACUCAAGCAAUUUUCGAACUGCUUAUAUGCUGGCAUUCACACUACAAGGAAAGAGUAAUAUUUACUUGAUUCAAUUUUGUAAUUGCGAGCAACACAGUUUUUGUAAUUAUGAUUCCAACUAUUGAAAGAACAAAAGAAACCAAAAAGAAGAAGGGUUGUGUUCAGAAUUUACAGUUCUUUGCUAGAAGUGUAAUGCAAGAAUGAAUUUUUUCACAC
Messenger RNA from Rhododendron vialii, 1572 nucleotides. RefSeq names its product photosystem II stability/assembly factor HCF136, chloroplastic. The transcript is spliced from 9 exons. NCBI's taxonomy places the organism in Eukaryota, Viridiplantae, Streptophyta, Magnoliopsida, Ericales, Ericaceae. The coding region runs from base 103 to 1344 and encodes 413 amino acids. The record is from RefSeq and is a predicted model, not a curated record. Gene Ontology annotation, molecular function: protein binding.